Molecule: messenger RNA, 744 nt
Organism: Spinacia oleracea (spinach)
Lineage: Eukaryota; Viridiplantae; Streptophyta; Magnoliopsida; Caryophyllales; Amaranthaceae
Product: nuclear transcription factor Y subunit B-5-like
Exons: 1
Coding region: 1-744 (247 amino acids)
Biological process (GO): regulation of transcription by RNA polymerase II
Cellular component (GO): CCAAT-binding factor complex
Molecular function (GO): RNA polymerase II cis-regulatory region sequence-specific DNA binding; protein heterodimerization activity; DNA-binding transcription activator activity, RNA polymerase II-specific
Source: RefSeq, a predicted model, not a curated record
AUGCCAUUGGUGGGUAAUGCUGAUGGACUUGAUAAUAGGAUGGCCAACAACAUCCAAAGCUCAAUGCAGAACCACUUUGAAUCCAAGCAUGAUCAAACCCAGAUUAACAUUAGCAACAACAAGAAUCAUGAUCUACACACCAAUCAUAAGACCCCAAAACUCGGCUCUAAGGCCCCAAAAGCUGCAUUUCGUGAACAAGAACUAUACAUGCCAAUAGCAAAUGUGGUCCGGAUCAUAAGGCAGGGACUACCCCCAAACGCGAAAGUGGCUGAUGAAGCCAAAGAGAUGGUGCAAGAAUGUGUUUCUGAGUUCAUCAGCUUCAUCACCAGUGAAGCUAAUGAAACUUGUCAACUGGAACACCGUAAGACCAUAACAGCUGAAGAUGUUAUAAGGGCAAUGUCCAGGCUCGGGUUUGAUCACUAUGUUGAGCCACUCACAAUUUAUCUGCAAAAGUACCGAGAGAGCGAGAUGCUUCCACCAAUUCCUAGGCACGGAGUUGGGAACAUGGGCCUCGAGUCUGGUAAUGUUUUGCCUCCUUUUGCUGUGGUUCAUCCUCAGUUUUCCAUGUUCAAAACUUCGUCAGAGAAUCAAGGCUUGUACACAGCAACUGUUUGUGAUGGUAGUGGCCCACGUUUGGGUCUCGGUAUAGGUGGUGAGUCAAAUGAUAGUGAAGCAACGGAUCCAUCUGAAUCACCUCAUGCUGGACAGUAUUUUUAUAACCCAUAUGGCUAUUACAGGUCUUAA